UUCGUUUUUUAUUCUAAUUUUCCGAAAAUACGUAUUCAUAAUUCAAUCUCUCGAAAGGAAAAUACAUGGAUUGUCUCGCAGAAUGGCCCGAACCGGUCGUCCCGGUUGAGUCCUUGGCUCACUUGCAAACCAUCCCGGACCGCUACGUCAAGCCGCCGGAAGAGCGCCCCAACUGCAUUGCCAGCGCCGGCGACGACGCCGCGGACGCCAUUCCAGUCGUGGACCUUGCCGCACUGACCGAGGAGCGCGUCGACGCUGCCAUAGCGGAGGCCGUCUCGGCGGCGUGCAGGGGGUGGGGCUUCUUCCAGGCGGUGAACCACGGGGUCGCGCCGGAACUGGUGCGGCGGUUCGCGGCCGCUUGGCGCGGCUUCUUCCGCCUCCCGGUCGAGGUUAAGCGGCGCUACGCCAACUCCCCGGCGACCUACGAGGGCUACGGAAGCCGGCUCGGUGUUGACCGAGAGGCGGCGCUCGAUUGGAGCGACUACUACUUCCUCCACCUCCUCCCUUGCCUGCUCAAGGACCACCGCAAGUGGCCGCAACUCCCACACGAGUUAAGCGAGGUGACGGAGGAGUACGGGGCGGAGAUGCGGCGGCUGUGCCGGAGGCUGAUGAGGGCGCUGUCGGUCGGGCUCGGACUGCUGGAGGGCCGCCUUGCAGCGGCCUUCGGCGGAGAAGAGGAAGAAGAGGGAGCAUGCAUGCGCAUCAACUUCUACCCCAAGUGCCCGCAGCCGGAGCUGGCCCUCGGCUUGUCGCCGCACUCCGAUCCCGGCGGCCUCACGGUGCUCCUCCCCGACCACCACGCCAAGGGACUUCAAGUCCGCCGCCCCGGAGACGGCGCCUGGGUCACCGUCCGCCCGCUCCCCGACGCCUUGGUCGUCAACGUCGCCGACCAGAUCCAAAUAUUGAGCAAUGCGCGAUACAAGAGCGUGGAGCACAGGGUGGCGGUGAACGGCGAGAAAGAGCGCAUGUCGGCGGCCUACUUCUACAACCCCAGGAGCGACGUGCCCGUCCAACCGCUUCCGGAGCUCGUGGAGGCCAGCGGCGGGGCGGCGCUCUACCAGCCGAUGACCUUCGAUGAGUACCGGCUGUACAUUCGGCAGAAGGGGCCACAGGGCAAGUCCCAACUAAGUGAACUCUAUCAAAACAAAGUUCAUAUUAAUUCAGCAAUUGACCAAGGGCAGUGAAAAUUUUAAAAUACCUACCUUAUUUUCUAAUUUUCCAAAUAAUGUAAUUUUGUCUCUCUGGAUAAUCAAAGUGACGUUGCAUUUGAAGAACUGUAUCACUAUGGUGUUCACUAUAAA
Molecule: messenger RNA, 1301 nt
Organism: Zingiber officinale
Lineage: Eukaryota; Viridiplantae; Streptophyta; Magnoliopsida; Zingiberales; Zingiberaceae
Product: jasmonate-induced oxygenase 2-like
Exons: 3
Coding region: 66-1184 (372 amino acids)
Source: RefSeq, a predicted model, not a curated record